Molecule: messenger RNA, 2032 nt
Organism: Phragmites australis (common reed)
Lineage: Eukaryota; Viridiplantae; Streptophyta; Magnoliopsida; Poales; Poaceae
Product: protein IQ-domain 26-like
Exons: 4
Coding region: 764-1885 (373 amino acids)
Molecular function (GO): protein binding
Source: RefSeq, a predicted model, not a curated record
UCUCCUCCCCUCCCGCGAAGACUUCCCCUGUGCGCGAUCAGAGGUUCAGAGAUGGGGACACGAUAUAGAAGGGGCUAACGAACCGACGCGGCACUUGAGCAGCCAAGACCCACGAGCGCGUUGGGAGCCCGGAACAAGUGUGCCGCAGCCAGCAGGGCAGCGCAGAGCAGGCCACUCGCCGUUGCGUACUUCCGCGCCCGCGAAUCUAGCACCGGCGGAUCUUGGCGCCAUCGAUCGGUGCGCGGAUCUCCCGGUCCCGGCCGCGCUCAGGGGCCAGGAGCCGUACGCCCGCGCGAGGGCGCCCACCUCUGCGCCUUGCCGUGAACUGCUACUUACCAAUUCACCCCCCUGUUUCCUUGCAUCGUUUCACUCGUGCAGGGCCGGGGGCAUGUGCCUUGGCAGGAGGGGGGUAGCAAUGGUGGCAAGCGAGCGCCUCUGCGCGUUUGGGCUGGUCGUUUGGAUUGCGCUUUUGUUGGCUUGCGCUUGGAGCCUUGGGCGGGGAGCAAGCGGGGGGAAUCUCUCGUGAGCUGGGUGCGCGCGCGACUGUGCGGUGCCGAGUCGUGGAGACCCACGCGUCAGUUUCGGCCACCGUAUCCUCCCCGGCUCCCUACUAGUCCGCUCGCCGCCGGGAUCGCUGCUUUUUGGCGAGUUCGAGGUUGAUCCGCGCGAAAGUUUUCAGCGAAAGCUUAGCUCCUUCCCUCUUCUGGGCUGCACGUAAACCUCGCCAGUUUCCUCGACCAGGCACUAGGGUACUGACGGCAACAUGAGGCGUAUCAUGAGAUGGCUCAAGCAGCUACUGACGAGCAGAAAGGAAGGGCACAAAGGCCUAGAGGAGAACCAUGUCGCUGGCGACUGGAACGAUGGGACCGAGAGGGAGAAGAAAAGGUGGAGCUUCGGCAAGCAGAGAACGAGUGGAGUUGACGGCUGCAGGCGGCCUUCAAGUCAGGCUGCUGUCGCUGUCGCCGCUGAGCCGCCGCAGGUGAGGCCACGCCGCCGCGGUGGGGAGGAGGAUGCCAGAGCUCGAGAGGAGAAGGCGGCCGUCUUGAUCCAGAAAACCUUCAGAGGCUACCUGGCCAGGAAAGCGCUUCGCGCUCUCAGGUCACUCGUCAAGCUACAGGCUCUGGUCCGAGGCUACCUCGUGCGGAAGCAGGCAGCCAUGACCCUGCACAGAUUACAGGCGCUCAUGCGGCUGCAAGCCGACUCCAUCGCCGUCAAAGCUUCAUACCGGAAAUCCAUGGAGCAAGAGGAGAGGAACUUUGCGCAAGAACCAAGGGUGAGAACACCAACGACGCCGGCGCACCGCCGGAGUCUGUCCGACAGCACGGACUCCAACUACGAGCGCAGCCCGCGGAUCGUGGACAUGGACACGUGCCACCGCCACUCCCGGUCGUCCCGGAUGAUCGUCCCGUACGUCCCCGGUCACUCGUCGGAGCACCGCCUCGCGGCACCGAUGCCUUCGUGCUCGCCGCUGCCCGGCAAGCUGCAGCCCGCGCGGCUCUCGUUCCGGCGGAGCAGCCACGAGCGCGAGCGCGACCCCCGGGGCUCCAAGACGGCACAGAACACGCCCCGCUUCGCGUCCUACGAGUACGACUCGCCCGCCAAGAGCGUCGAGUACGGUGGCCUUGUCACCACGCCGCGGCGCGCCUCGCACCGGGACGCGCUCGUCAGCCCGCGGUACAUGGCGGGCACCGCGUCCUCCGCGGCGAGGACGCGGUGCAGCGCGCCUAGGACGAGCCUGACACGCGCCGGGACGCGGAGGUCGUGCUCGCAUGCGCACGGCGGCUUCUGCUCCCAGUGCUCCGACGCCGCCCGGACGGCGGGCUUCUCCGAGCUCAGCGUCAGCGACGAAGCGGCCAGAGAUUACUACCUGGACAACAUGUGGUGAUCACUUGACAUGGUGCAAGACUCGUGUAUUUGUGUUUAGACUGUAGAUACGUAUCCGGAUCUGUACAUACUCGGAUGCUUAAACAGCCUUCAGGUCACGGCUUGAGAGAAACAUAACACGGAACAGGAACAGGAACGAAAAUUUCUA